AUGUUGUCUCUCGAGGAAUCUCAAAUGGACCCCUUGAAGCUGCUCCCCAGCGAAGUAUGCCUUCAAAUCUUCGAACUCCUGGAUGCUCCCGAUCUCGCUCGUGUCGAAUUGGUGUCUUCUUCCUGGCGCGAGGUUGCCCACAAGUCAAGCGUCUGGCGGACAGCUUUCCUCCGAAAAUACCAACGCCAGAUCCACACCACUCCCGCUCCGAUCCAGGUCGGUGGCGCAGGAUGUGGUCGCCCUAACCGGCCCAACCAGGAAUGGAAGAGGAUGUACAAGGCUCGCAAUGAGCUCGAGGCCAACUGGCGCAAAGGAGCCAAAGGCGCAGGCAAGGCCAUCUACCUCGCCGGUCACACUGAUAGCGUCUACUGCUUGCAAUUCGACGAGGAGAAGAUCAUCACUGGUUCGCGUGACCGCACCAUCCGCGUCUGGGACAUCAACAAUUACACCUGUCAACGUGUGAUUGGAGGCCCCAACGUCAAGCCCGUCAUGGGUCCAAAGGUCCUGAGGACUGUUGACUACCCCGACUUUCACCUGGCCACCGCGAGUGUUAACGGCACUGCAUAUGGCAACACCAUCUACCACCAACCCUCCCAAUGGCAUGACGCCAGCAUCCUAUGCCUUCAGUACGAUAACGAGAUUCUCGUCACGGGCUCCUCGGAUUCGGAUCUCCUGAUCUGGGACAUCAAAACCUACGAGCCAAUCAAGCGUCUAUCGCGCCACACUGGUGGCGUGCUGGACGUGGCGUUGGAUGCCAAGUACAUCGUGUCAUGUUCCAAGGACUCGCGCAUCAUCGUGUGGGAUCGCAAGACGUACGAGCCCAUUGGCGAGCUCACCGGCCACCGCGGCCCGGUUAAUGCAGUUCAGCUCCGUGGCAAGCUGCUCGUUAGUGCGAGCGGCGAUGGUAUCGCGAGGCUCUGGGACUUGGAGCAGAUGAAGCUGGUUAAGGAAUUCAGCGCCAAGGAGCGCGGACUGGCCGCAGUCGAGUUCUCCGAAGACAUGCAAUAUGUGCUCGCCGGAGGCAACGACACGAUCACGUACAAGUUCGAGACGGAAACGGGCAAGGAAGUCAAGCAAUUCACCGGCCACAACCAACUCGUGCGCUCGCUCUGGCUCGACAGCCAAAACAACCGCGUGGUGUCGGGGUCGUACGACCUUGACCUGCGUGUGUACGACUUUGAGACGGGCGACGAGAUCUUCCGCGCGGAAGAAUGGACGACGAGCUGGAUGUUGGCCGCCAAGUCCGACUACCGUCGCAUCGUGGCUACCAGCCAAGACGGCCGCAUCCUAGUCAUCGACUUUGGCCUGAACAAGUGCAACGACCCCGACGAUGGCCAGCCGAUGAUCGAUGGCCUCGACCUCCUGCGCGGAAUCGACAACACCAAUGCCAUCCAAUGGCGCGAUCCGUGGGAGCGGGCGAGGCAGCAGGAACGCGAACGCGAACGCGCGAGGGCGAGAUUGUUGCAGCAAGCGCAGCAGCAACCGCUCUUCUCGUAG
This is a messenger RNA of Neohortaea acidophila, 1497 nucleotides long. RefSeq names its product WD40-repeat-containing domain protein. The record is from RefSeq and is a predicted model, not a curated record. Lineage: Eukaryota; Fungi; Ascomycota; Dothideomycetes; Mycosphaerellales; Teratosphaeriaceae. Gene Ontology annotation, molecular function: protein binding. The transcript has a single exon. Bases 1 to 1497 code for a protein of 498 amino acids.